Pectinophora gossypiella (pink bollworm) is the source of this 1441-nucleotide messenger RNA. RefSeq lists its product as uncharacterized. The record is from RefSeq and is a predicted model, not a curated record. The transcript has 2 exons. The coding region runs from base 98 to 1195 and encodes 365 amino acids. Lineage: Eukaryota; Metazoa; Arthropoda; Insecta; Lepidoptera; Gelechiidae.
GCGAAAGUCAGUCCAAAUAACCACCUAUAAAAACACACAACACACUGUGGACUGCAUCCAGUCGUUAUCCCGACAACACCACCGUACGAGAGGCAUAAUGAAAAUAGCGGUCUGUCUAGUUUUCCUGCUGGUAGCAGCAGCAGCAGCCAGCGAGAAGAAGACUACAGAGAAGAAGGCUGAGCCUCUAGACAAGAAGUUGGACAAACGUGGUCUCCUGAACCUCGGUUAUGGAUACGGCAUCAGCGGUCUUGACGUCGGCUACAUCGGCUCCGGCCACGGCAUCGGCGGCGCCUACAACGUCAUCGAUGAUGGCGCCCACUCCGCCCACGGCUAUGGCAUCCCUCUCGGCGAACACACUGACACCCUGAGGACCGUCACCCUGUACAAGGGAGUCCCAGUCGCCUACCCCGUCGAGAAGCCCGUGCCGUACCCCGUGGAGAGGCCCGUGCCCUACCCCGUCAAGGUCCCCGUGCCGCAACCCUACGAGGUCAUCAAACACGUGCCCGUUCACGUGAAGGAGUACGUCAAGGUCCCAGUCCAUGUUCCCGCUCCCUACCCCGUCGAGAAGAAGGUCCCGUACCCCGUGCAUGUCCCAGUCGACAGGCCCUACCCCGUCAAGGUUCUCGUACCUCAGCCUUACCCUGUUGAGAAGCACGUCCCUUACCCCGUUAAGGUGCCAGUGCCCCAGCCCUACCCCGUGGAGAAACACGUGCCAUACCCCGUUGAAGUUAAGGUUCCCGUUCCCCAGCCUUACCCUGUGAUCAAGCACGUCGGUGUCCCCGUCAAAGUGCCCGUUGACAGGCCGUACCCCGUCCAUGUGCCCCAGCCCUACCCCGUGGAGAAACCCGUGCCCGUUCCUGUGCCCGUAGAGAAGCCUUACCCCGUGCACGUGCAAGUGCCCGUUGACAGGCCUUACCCAGUGCAUGUUGAGAGGCCCGUGGCUGUCCCCGUGAAGGUGCCCGUGCCCGAGCCCUACCCCGUGUACAAGCACGUGCCCUACCCAGUUGAGAAGCCCUACCCCGUGCCCGUGAAGGUGCCCGUUGACAGGCCGUACCCCGUGCACGUGGAGAAGCACAUCCCCGUCCCGGUAGAGAAGCCCUACCCCGUCCCCGUGAAGGUCCCCGUCCUCGUCGGCGAGCACGACGGCCACUCGCUUGGACACCUCAGCUUCGGAGGCUCCUACUACAGCCACUAGGAUAUCAUAAACUAGUUUCAUAGUGUUCAUCCGCCAAUCACUAACCUUAUUUAUAAUCUCGCCAAGUUUGUGAACUACGGCCGGGACGCCAGCAACAAAAUUCCAUUAUUUUUGUAUAUUUAUACUUCUCAUGUCAUGUAUGUAUGGGCGUACGUGUAUAGUGAUUAAAAGGUUACCAUUUUCUUAGGUUUAAGGUCGAUUGUAAAAUACGAGAGAUAAUGAGAUAAAAAAAUACAAUAAAAAAGA